AUGCUCCUGGCAAGGCGAAAAAUGCCAGGCAUCGUCCUCCUAGGCCUCCCCGUCUCCCUCCUCCUCCUUCUCCUAUGGCACAAUGACGGCGGCCUUCCCACAUUCCCAACAUCCUCAUCCUCAUCAGCCAUCCCGCCAAAACCGAUAGAAUGGAUGACAGAACAAGACGAAACAUACUUCUGGCGGACCGUUAAAGUCCACCACCCGGCCCCGGAACCCCUCCGCCAACUCCCCGCCGUCCCCUCCGUCCGCUUCCCCCAGGUCCAAGCCCAUUUCCCGCCCGAGACGAGCACUCAGCGCCGCGUCCGCGAAGAGCGCCAGCAGACCGUCAAAAAGGCCUUUCAAAAGGCCUGGUCGUCGUACCGGAAACACGCCUGGCUCUCGGACGAGUUGACCCCCGUAUCAGGCGGCCGGCGCAACACGUUCGGAGGCUGGGCCGCGACCCUCGUGGAUUCCCUCGACACACUCUGGAUCAUGGACAUGAAGUCCGACUUUGACGAGGCCGUAGCCGCCGCCGCGACAAUCGACUUCAGGCACACCGACCUCGACGAAAUCAACGUCUUUGAGACAACGAUCCGCUACCUGGGCGGCUUCCUUUCGGCGUUUGACCUAUCGGGCGACGCCCGACUCCUCCGGAAAGCAGCCGAAGUCGGCGAGAUGCUCUACAAGGCUUUCGACACGCCCAACCGCAUGCCCAUAACUCGCUGGAAAGUGGGCGAUGCAGCCCGCGGUGACGCCCAGGACGUCGGCAACGGUGCUCUGGUAGCGGAGAUAGGAAGCCUAUCAAUGGAAUUCACACGUCUCUCAAUACUGACAGGCGACCCUAAGUUCUGGGACGCAACCCAACGGAUUAUGGAAAUCUUCGAAAGCCAACAAAACAAAACCAACAUCCCCGGUCUCUGGCCUCUAGUCGUGAACCCCAAAGACGAAGUCUUCAACCAAGGGGACGACUUCACCCUCGGCGCCAUGGCCGAUUCCCUCUACGAAUACCUCCCCAAAAUGUCCGCUCUCGUAGGCGGACGCAGCGGGAUGUACAAAUCCAUGUACGAAGCCGCCGUGAAGCCCGCCAUCGAACAUAAUCUCUUCCGGCCCAUGACGCCGACCAACGAAGAUAUCCUCAUCGCGGGGCAGGCGCACUCUCGCGAAUCCAACGGUGUACGUACUAUCGAACAGGAGCCGCAGGGCCAGCACCUUGUUUGCUUCAUGGGCGGGCUUCUUGCGCUUGGUGGGAAGCUAUUCAACCACCCCGACGAAGUGUCUGUGGCGAGGAAACUUGUCGACGGGUGUGUGUACGCUUACAAGUCUUUCCCGCAUGGCAUCAUGCCGGAGACGUUUUACAUGGUCCCCUGCCCCUCCAAGCAAGAAUGCGCAUGGGACGAAGCCCUCUACAAAAAGCACGUCCUCGAACGGGCAGAGAGAAAGGACGACGACGAGGUUCUCACCGCAGACGAAAUCAUCAAAAAGGACCGCCUUGUUCCAGGAUUCUCCGCCGUUCCGGACCGGCGCUAUAUUCUCCGCCCCGAGGCAAUCGAAAGUGUGUUCAUCAUGUACCGCACCACAGCCGACACGAGCUUGUUAGACUCGGCGUGGGACAUGUUUUCGUCCAUUGACAACGUCACGAGUACGGAGCUGGCGAACACGGCGGUGUGGGAUGUCACGGCCGAGGGACGGCCUCCGCAGUCGGACUCGAUGGAGUCAUUCUGGAUGGGGGAGACGUUGAAGUACUUUUAUCUCAUCUUUAGCGAGCCUGGGUUGGUGAGUUUGGAUGAGUUUGUGUUCAAUACCGAAGCACAUCCUUUCAGACGAUGGAAGUAA
This is a messenger RNA of Colletotrichum lupini, 1815 nucleotides long. Its product is annotated as glycosyl hydrolase family 47. The transcript has a single exon. Gene Ontology annotation, molecular function: calcium ion binding; mannosyl-oligosaccharide 1,2-alpha-mannosidase activity. NCBI's taxonomy places the organism in Eukaryota, Fungi, Ascomycota, Sordariomycetes, Glomerellales, Glomerellaceae. The record is from RefSeq and is a predicted model, not a curated record. Gene Ontology annotation, cellular component: Golgi membrane; endoplasmic reticulum. Gene Ontology annotation, biological process: carbohydrate metabolic process; N-glycan processing. The coding region runs from base 1 to 1815 and encodes 604 amino acids.